AUGCAUCAGCCACCUGAUCCGCCGCGCUCGGCAGCUGCCUCCUGCCUUUGUGUGCGGGCCGCCGCCCGGCUCCGCGCAGCGCCCGGCAUGCAGCCCUCCGGGCCGGCCGCCGCCGAGCUGGACGCCUCGCUGGAGCAGUACCUGCGGGUCCGCAUCUUCAAAAUCAUCGUCAUCGGCGACUCCAACGUGGGCAAAACCUGCCUGACCUUCCGCUUCUGCGGGGGCGACUUCCCCGCCAGCACCGAGGCCACCAUCGGCGUGGACUUCAGGGAGAAGACGGUGGAGAUCGAGGGAGAGAAAAUCAAGGUGCAGGUCUGGGACACAGCUGGCCAGGAGCGGUUCCGGAAGAGCAUGGUAGAACACUAUUACCGCAAUGUGCAUGCCGUCAUCUUUGUCUAUGAUGUCACUAAGAUGGCUUCCUUCACCAAUCUUAAGAUGUGGAUUGAGGAAUGCAAUGGGCAUGCUGUGCCCCCUUUCGUCCCCAAGGUGCUUGUUGGGAACAAGUGUGACUUACGAGAACAAAUUCAGGUGCCAUCCAGCGUGGCCCUGAAAUUCGCUGAUGCUCACAACAUGCUUUUGUUUGAAACGUCAGCCAAGGACCCCAAAGAGAGUCAGAAUGUGGAGUCGAUUUUCAUGUGCCUGGCCUGCAGGUUGAAGGCCCAGAAGUCCCUGCUCUAUCGGGAUAUGGAGAGGCAGCAGGGAAAAGUGCAGAAACUGGAGUUCACACAAGAUGCUAACAAUAAAAAUUCCUGCCCCUGCUGAACAGAGGCUGUGCAUUCUAGGUUAAUAUUGUGGGGGGAGGGUUUUGUGCCUG
Molecule: messenger RNA, 814 nt
Organism: Emys orbicularis (European pond turtle)
Lineage: Eukaryota; Metazoa; Chordata; Testudines; Emydidae
Gene: RAB33A
Product: RAB33A, member RAS oncogene family
Exons: 2
Coding region: 1-762 (253 amino acids)
Biological process (GO): Rab protein signal transduction
Molecular function (GO): GTPase activity; GTP binding
Source: RefSeq, a predicted model, not a curated record